Messenger RNA from Funneliformis mosseae, 252 nucleotides. Lineage: Eukaryota; Fungi; Glomeromycota; Glomeromycetes; Glomerales; Glomeraceae. The record is from the annotation of a GenBank genome assembly.
AUGGUAAUUGAAAACUUGAAGUUGACUUAUCAUUUAAAUGCAUAUCCUAUAUGCUUAAUUUGUAUUGAAUAUAAUGAGUUAUAUAGAGAGUCUAAUAAAUCUAAAAAACUAGCAGAAGUAAAUACAGCAAAGUUUCUUAAAGAUAUUCUAAAUGAAAUAAUCAAAUUACUGUUAAAUAAUUCAACUUCUAUAAAUAUUUUACCUCAAGAUAUAUUAUUAUCAAAUGAUUCUAAAAUUGAACCAGUUAAAUAA